GACCAAAUUUAUAUUUUCGCUUGUUUUGCUGGAGACUAUACUAGGCAUACUAGGCGUAGGCAAGUUUGAAUAAAUUCGUCAUAACGAAUAUAAUUUUUAUGUUAAAAAACUUUGCAUAAAAAUAUUGUAAAUAAGAUUAAAUUACUAUUGAGAUACUAAGUUCGUUGUUAUAUAUUAAAGGUCUAAUUAAUUAAAAAAACAGUUUAUUAAAUGCAAAUGCACAUUUAUAGUUUAGGCGCCAAACCACACAAAGCCAUGGACAAGGGAUGAGUUAGUGAUGUGACAUCUGACACUCUUCCACCAUUUAACUUAAACAUUACAAUAAUUAAUGAAACUUAAAAUUACAUAUUAUACUACCUAUAAUCUUAAAUACUUCGUUUAAAGAUUGUGAACAGUCUAUUAUCUGGUUAACAUGACGUUUCCAUUUUUGGCCGUCAACAAUAAAUGUGACACCUGGCACUACGAUAGGGAAUAUUACGUAAAACUCAUUGCAGAUAGCAGCACCAUCACCAUUGAUAACCAAACCACCCGUUACCAUGGUGCCCAUGCACGUGAUCGCUGUAAUGUUCCUUAUUGUGCCAGCUCCACACCAUCGGUGAACUUCGGAUUUUUGACUCGUGGUCCCACUGCCUAGUGGGCCUACUAGUUCGAAUAAAUAUACAUUGCGUGGUUUGUGAGCUUUUUUCCACAAGGAAAAACCAGCAAUUUAUGUACAUCGACACAGUCAAGUUCGUUUCCGAUAGGUGGAGCCAGCUUUACAGACAGACAGUGGUCUCACUUCAUAGUCACGGAGGUGAUGAAUAAACACAUAGAUCAACAAAAAAUACGACCAAUUGCUUUAUCUACUCGUGAAUUACCGAUAAAAAAAUGAUAAUCAGUAGUAGUAUUCCAAAGUGGGUUGACAUCUGAAUCUAUCAGACUUAUUUUUAACGCGUAGCCCGGGCUUCUGGAUGAGAGAGAAACUCAAAUAUUUAUUGAUUUUACGGACUUUUAAAAACUAACCUAGAUAAACCAAAAUCUAAUAUUUUCGCUAAUGCGCCUACUUUCUCAUUUUAUAAAAAAGUAUUAUCUUGCUGGUUGUCAGACAUAAACGCCAAACAAUCUUUGUUUAAUACUACACAAUUUGAUCCGAAAAUAUUCAACGCCAGCGCUGGUUUUGUUUAUAAUACAUCACACAUGUGCUAUAUGUCGAAUGGCACUUAUUACUUUUGUGCGAAGAUCGACGACGGGCUAACACGCACUUUGCAAGGCUACAUGGAAGUAUCUGGUCAACUAAUACAAGUACACGUAAAAUCCACCACACACAAAGGUUGGUUCACGGGCGUCACAGUCGUGAAAGUCGGGAGGAUAGCCGCAUUCGGCCUCGGCGGGGGGAUCCUCCUUCUCCACUUCGCGACGGAACUCGGGUACCUCACGGUGAACUGGGACCGCGUGAGGGAAACCAGCAGCAACUGCCAGGCCCUGGUGGAGAAGAUCGUGACAUUUGCGAGGAACCACAGCGGGUAUACUGUGGGGUUCAUUGGAGGAUUCUUCUUCGGGGUGGCGUCUACGUGAUAAGCUGAUGAAUCGAAAUAAAUUUGGUUAAGAAAAUCCUUUUGUGUAUGCAAUUGUGGAGAUUUAGCAAAAUCAAUUAUUUUUUCGUCCCAUUGAUGACAUUGAUGUGAAAAGCUCUUAGGUUGUUUGUAAAAGUCGAAGGGACAAGAAGAGACAUCCCUUAAAUCAAAAAAGCUGGUUCUUAGAUAAACAUUGUGAAGGGGUUGCAAUAUUUGAAGUCAAAAGUGAGAGCCUGUUGCGCAAAUUUGAAAUAUUAUUUUUAAAUUAGGUAUUAUCGUCUUAUCAAAGUUACGUCUCUAACUUAUUGUUACGAGUAUGAUUAAAAUCGUUUUUAAAUAGAACUAUUAUUGUUACGAGUAUGAUUAAAAUCAUUUUUAA
Messenger RNA from Plodia interpunctella (Indianmeal moth), 1932 nucleotides. Its product is annotated as FUN14 domain-containing protein 2-like. The coding region runs from base 1177 to 1554 and encodes 125 amino acids. The transcript has 2 exons. Gene Ontology annotation, cellular component: mitochondrial outer membrane. Lineage: Eukaryota; Metazoa; Arthropoda; Insecta; Lepidoptera; Pyralidae. Gene Ontology annotation, biological process: autophagy of mitochondrion. The record is from RefSeq and is a predicted model, not a curated record.